UAGUCGCUGCAGCCGCAGCCGCCGCCGCCACAUUCAACAGGCAGCAGCGCGGCGGUCGCGCCGCCGGAGAGAGCUAGCGGCCCGUGGCGUCUGUCCGUCCUUCCGUUCGUGGGACCUGUCAGCAGGAGCGCGGCGCCGGUGCUGCCCGGCCUGGCGACUCUGGCCUGCUGUCCCGUCCGUGAAGCGGACCCGAAGGAGCCUCGAUUUUGAUGGACCCGCGAAGUUAAGUUCUGGGCUCGCGCUUCCACUCUGCUGCGCCUUCCUCCCGGUUUCCGUCCGCUCGCGGCACCGACCUCGCCCCCCCAAAUCUUGGACCGGCUCUUCGCGCCCCCUCCCCUUGGCCCCCGGGGCUGCGCUCUACCCCUUCUUGGCUCUCCCGCGGCUGGGGGAGGGGCGGGGGUCACCAUGGCCGAAGCGCCCCAGGUGGUGGAGAUCGACCCGGACUUCGAGCCGCUGCCUCGGCCGCGCUCGUGCACCUGGCCGCUGCCCAGGCCGGAGUUUAGCCAGUCCAACUCGGCCACAUCCAGCCCGGCGCCGUCGGGCGGCGUGGCCGCGAACCCCGACGCCGCCGCGGGCCUGCCGUCGGCCUCGGCCGCCGCUCCCCCGCCACCCGGGCCGCUGUCGCAGCACCCACCAGUGCCCCCCGCCGCCGCCGGGUCGCUCGCGGGGCAGGCGCGCAAGAGCAGCUCGUCCCGCCGCAAUGCGUGGGGCAACCUGUCGUAUGCCGACCUCAUCACCAAGGCCAUCGAGAGUUCGGCCGAGAAGCGGCUCACGCUGUCGCAGAUUUACGAGUGGAUGGUCAAGAGCGUGCCCUAUUUCAAGGAUAAGGGCGACAGCAACAGCUCGGCGGGCUGGAAGAAUUCAAUUCGUCAUAAUCUGUCCCUACACAGCAAGUUCAUUCGCGUGCAGAAUGAAGGAACUGGAAAAAGUUCUUGGUGGAUGCUCAAUCCAGAGGGAGGCAAGAGUGGGAAAUCCCCCAGGAGGAGAGCUGCAUCCAUGGACAACAACAGUAAAUUUGCUAAGAGCCGAGGCCGGGCUGCCAAGAAGAAAGCAGCCCUCCAGUCUGGCCAGGAGGGUGCCGGGGACAGCCCCGGAUCUCAGUUUUCUAAAUGGCCUGCAAGCCCUGGCUCUCACAGCAAUGAUGACUUUGAUAACUGGAGUACAUUUCGUCCUCGAACUAGCUCAAAUGCUAGUACUAUUAGUGGGAGACUUUCUCCCAUUAUGACCGAACAGGACGAUCUUGGAGAUGGGGAUGUGCAUUCUAUGGUGUACCCACCCUCUGCCACGAAGAUGGCUUCUACUCUACCCAGUUUGUCUGAGAUAAGCAAUCCUGAAAACAUGGAAAACCUUUUGGAUAAUCUCAAUCUUCUCUCAUCACCAACGUCAUUAACUGUUUCAACCCAGUCUUCACCUGGUACCAUGAUGCAGCAGACGCCAUGCUACUCCUUUGCACCGCCAAACACCAGUCUGAAUUCACCCAGCCCAAACUACCAAAAAUAUACAUACGGCCAAUCCAGCAUGAGCCCUUUGCCCCAGAUGCCUAUGCAAACGCUUCAGGACAACAAAUCGAGUUAUGGAGGUAUGAAUCAGUAUAACUGUGCACCAGGACUCUUGAAGGAGUUACUUACUUCUGACUCUCCUCCCCAUAAUGACAUCAUGACACAGGUUGAUCCUGGGGUGGCCCAACCCAACAGCCGGGUCCUUGGCCAGAAUGUGUUGAUGGGCCCUAAUUCGGUCAUGCCAGGCUAUGGCAACCAGGCAUCUCAUAACAAAAUGAUGAAUCCUAGCUCCCAUACCCACCCUGGACAUGCUCAGCCAACGUCUGCAGUUAAUGGGCGUGCCUUGCCCCACGCGGUAAACACGAUGCCCCACACCUCGGGUAUGAACCGCUUGGCCCCAGUGAAGACAGCUUUACAAGUGCCUCUGCCCCACCCCAUGCAGAUGAGCGCCCUGGGGGGCUACUCCUCGGUGAGCAGCUGCAACGGCUAUGGCAGGAUGGGCAUUCUCCACCAGGAGAAGCUCCCAAGUGACUUGGAUGGCAUGUUUAUCGAGCGCUUGGAUUGUGACAUGGAGUCCAUCAUUCGGAAUGACCUCAUGGAUGGAGAUACAUUGGAUUUUAACUUUGACAAUGUGUUGCCCAACCAAAGCUUCCCGCACAGUGUCAAGACGACAACACAUAGCUGGGUGUCAGGCUAAGAAUGAGUUAGUGAGCAGGCUACACUGAAAAGUACUUCAGAUUGUCUGACAGCAGGAACUGAGAGAAGCAGUCCAAAGAUGUCCUUCACCCCUCCUUUUCGUUUUCUUGAUUUAAAAAAAAAAAAAGCAUUUCUUUUUUCUUUUCGUCAAACUUGGCAGCGAAGACACUUUUCCUGUACAGGAUGUUUGCCCGAUGUUUGCAGGUUAUGUGCUGCUGUAGAUAAGGACUGUGCCAUUGGAAAUUUCAUUACAAUGAAGUGCCAAACUCACUACACCAUAUAAUUGCAGAAAAGACUUUCGGAUCCUGGUGUGCUUUCAAGUUUUGUAUAUAAGCAGUAGCUACAGAAUUGUAUUUGUGUGUGUUUUUGUUUUUUUAAAUAUCCAUUUGGUCCAAGGAAAGUUUAUACUCUUUUUGUAAUACUGUGAUGGUCUCAUGUCCUUGAUAAGUUAAACUUUUGUUUGUACUACCUGUGUUCUGCUGAACUGACAAAUCAAUCACGAAGAACCAAGCUCUCCAUUCUGCACCUCCUCUGAACAGUUUUGGACCUGUUCACAUUGCCACAUAAUGAGAACCAAUAGCCUGUUAUCAAUCUGCUGAAUUAAUGGACUUGUCACUCUUUUGG
Molecule: messenger RNA, 2819 nt
Organism: Ceratotherium simum simum (southern white rhinoceros)
Lineage: Eukaryota; Metazoa; Chordata; Mammalia; Perissodactyla; Rhinocerotidae
Source: RefSeq, a predicted model, not a curated record